UCUGCGUCUUCGUCCUCAUCUUACUCAAACAAGUCUCCGUUCCUGAGAAAAAGUUCUUCCCUCAAUCCGCCGGCGGCGGCGGCGAAGGGGCAGGCGAGGGUUACUCUGAAAAGGGGGGUUCAUCGUCAAUCAGGCGGAAAUGCACCAACUUGGCGAAAGAACAGAAGGCCAGUUUCUACAUCAUGCGUCGCUGCAUCGCCAUGCUUGUCUGUUGGCACAAGCACGCCGCCGAUCCCUGACCCACAUCAUCAUCCAACCCAACUCUCUCUCUCUCUCUCUCCUCGUCCUCUGGCCAGGGCAAGCUCAUGA
Linum tenue is the source of this 309-nucleotide messenger RNA. Lineage: Eukaryota; Viridiplantae; Streptophyta; Magnoliopsida; Malpighiales; Linaceae. The record is from the annotation of a GenBank genome assembly.